Molecule: messenger RNA, 705 nt
Organism: Exophiala bonariae
Lineage: Eukaryota; Fungi; Ascomycota; Eurotiomycetes; Chaetothyriales; Herpotrichiellaceae
Exons: 1
Coding region: 1-705 (234 amino acids)
Biological process (GO): mitochondrial respiratory chain complex IV assembly
Cellular component (GO): mitochondrial inner membrane
Source: RefSeq, a predicted model, not a curated record
AUGCGUGGUACAUCUAAGCUAUUCACGACUCCAUGGAGCUCAAUCAACAGCUCCCACAGUCUUUUGCCUUUCCCAGCUGUGAUCCGACAACCCGCAAGGUGUCGACACCCUUUAGCGCAUCAAAUCACCACCUCUAGAUCAGCCGUAGCCAGACCCAGCUCUCUACUCCUCUGCCGUAAUGCAUCCACCACAUCACCGCAACAGAUCAUCCGCCCACUCGUCCCACCACCAAGUGAAGGCUCCGGGCCUCUCCUAUCGCGACGGGCCGAUCGCGCCCUCCCUAGGAUCGACAAGGGCAAUAUCUGGCUCAAGACGCUCCCCAUCUUUCUCAUCCUCGUCACAGCAUCCUCGCUCGCAAUUUUCAACUACCAGAAAUCCAGCUCUUCAACGAUAAACUCGAUCCUGUACGCCCUACGCACAAACGAGGCUGCGCGCGAAAUUCUGGGCGAUGAGAUCUACUUCGCCAGCAAAAUGCCGUGGAUACGAGGGGAGAUGAACCAGAUGCAUGGGAUCAUUGAUAUUAGAUUCUGGGUCAAGGGGACUAGAGCGCAGGCUGAGACAAAGUUCACGAGUCUGAGGAGGAGGAAGACCGGGUUCUUUGAGACGCUGGAGUGGAGUCUCAAGUUGGAGGAUGGUACAGUUGUGCAGUUGCUUGAGGAUGGCAAGGGCGGGAAUCAGCCUAUGGUGAACAAAGAACAGCAGUGA